Molecule: messenger RNA, 201 nt
Organism: Saccharomyces cerevisiae S288C
Lineage: Eukaryota; Fungi; Ascomycota; Saccharomycetes; Saccharomycetales; Saccharomycetaceae
Gene: YOR032W-A
Exons: 1
Coding region: 1-201 (66 amino acids)
Cellular component (GO): membrane
Source: RefSeq, marked reviewed
AUGCGGCGUGCAUUGUUCAUAGCGGGGCAAACAUACUUGUGGCUUAAUUUGACACAUCUACUUUUAAUCUUUUCUUGGUCUAGUACAAUGGCUUUUUCCCAAAGUAGAAGGCUUCUUACUCCAACCGUACCCUGUCCUACUUUACUGGGCAUUGAUUUUUUAAUUCUUGUCUUGAGGCAUUUCGACGAGAUUUUCAUUUGA